GUUUCAUCCAAGCUAGUAUCGAGGAUGGAAACAUCUUCAUGGAGCGAGGCAACCCUGGCAUCGUGUCCUGUCCUCCCGUCGCAUCCGGACGAAUCCCACCGGGUCAGAUCGACGCCAUGUACUGGUACUUCCCCCGAGUACGAGCUGAAAACCUCUUGAUCUCCUACUUCCUAGGGAACGUCGCUCCACAAAACGGCAUCCCAGAGGGCGUGUAUGACAUCAACAGAAACUUCUCUCUGGUUAUUGAGAACGUCACUGACUCAGAUGAAGGGACCUACUACUGUAGGGUCAAACCGAAGUUAAGAAUGGUAGUUGAUGGGCAGGUGACUAAGCGUGUCAAAGUAUCCCCCAAAGAGCCGUUUCCAGACGUAACUCAAUGCACUGAACGUAUCUCUGAGACUGCGUGCGAGGCAGAGUUGCCGAACGACAUCAAGAAACCGAGGUUGACCUGCAUCGUACGGGAUGCCAAGCCUGCCGUGGCUCUCCGAUGGCUGCUUGAGCAUAGUGAUGGCGACACACAACUCAUCAGCGACAGGUUCACCGUAAAACCGAGUGAGUAUUCGGUGAACACCUACACCACUUCAGCAUCAAUCCCAAUCAUGGCGAGUACUGUGUACAUGUAUAGGUGUCAAGCAUACGGGGAGGCUCUGGGCGCCAGGAAUGGUAGCCACGUGACGGUGACUUUCACCACAGCUCCCUAUACCCCGCAAAAACCACGUGAGCAUGGAAUGUAUUGCUCUAGACUUAUUCAAUAG
Patiria miniata (bat star) is the source of this 755-nucleotide messenger RNA. RefSeq lists its product as uncharacterized. The record is from RefSeq and is a predicted model, not a curated record. The coding region runs from base 39 to 755 and encodes 238 amino acids. The transcript is spliced from 3 exons. NCBI's taxonomy places the organism in Eukaryota, Metazoa, Echinodermata, Asteroidea, Valvatida, Asterinidae.